Paramecium primaurelia is the source of this 942-nucleotide messenger RNA. The record is from the annotation of a GenBank genome assembly. Lineage: Eukaryota; Ciliophora; Oligohymenophorea; Peniculida; Parameciidae.
AUGAUAAAAAUUGAGAAAGACAUAUGUAAAUCAUCCAAUAAUACAGAUAGCAUUUUGAGACUCUGUAAUUCUUAUGCAAAAAUAGGUAAUUAAAGAAUUCACAUUAACAAAGGAAGAUGUUUUUACAAUUGCUGCUAUUAUGAAUAGACUUUCAAAUUUUUAAAUUAUGCUCAAUAAUUACUCAUUUAACAUAAUCUCACUAAUAUAGGAGUUUAUACAUUAACUUUAACAUGAUUUGGCAAAAUAAAUAUUAUUUCAAAGUAUCAAAAUUAGGGAAGAACUAUAUUUCAAGUAAUUCAAUAGUAAAAUUCAUAAAUAUAUUAGUAAGUGGAUGAUUCAUUACAUGUAUCAGCUUAAUUGUUCUCGGAUCAAGGCAAAAUUGAAAAUGCUAUUUAAUCAAUUGAUUAAACCAUAUCUAUAUGGAUAUAUGUAUUGGGUUAUGAACAUAUUAAAACAGCUAAAUCUAUUUAUUUGAAAGGAAAUUUGUAUCUAGAAGUAAAAUUACUCCAGAAAGUAAUUAUUAUUAUGAAAGUCUAGAUUUAGAGUAAGCAGAAAAAUUAAUUAUUUAAAGUUUGGAAAUAGAUAUUAAAAUUAUGGGUGAUUUCUCAUAAGAUGUUGCUGAUUGUUAUCAUUCAUUUGGAAAGAUUAAAACCUAUAAUAAGAAUACGAAUGAAUUUGAAGAAUAUUUUAUAAAAUCAUAACAAAUAUUUUAAGAAUUGUAUGACUAAAGUCAUGCAAACAUUGCAAUUAUAUUAAAUAAUUUUGGAAGAUCAUAUUAAGAUAGAAAAUAGUAUGAAAGAGCAAUUAAAUGUUUUUAAUAAUUAAUAAAAAUACAUACUUAAUUAUGUUGAGAAAUUCAUUAAUUUAGCAAACAAAUUAAGAAACUAUGCUGAUUGUCAUAAGAAAUUAGGUAGAUUCAAAUAAGCUUUCAAUGAUUAUUGA